Molecule: messenger RNA, 7569 nt
Organism: Ostrinia furnacalis (Asian corn borer)
Lineage: Eukaryota; Metazoa; Arthropoda; Insecta; Lepidoptera; Crambidae
Gene: pns
Product: DENN domain containing pinstripe
Exons: 26
Coding region: 235-4203 (1322 amino acids)
Molecular function (GO): guanyl-nucleotide exchange factor activity; small GTPase binding
Source: RefSeq, a predicted model, not a curated record
UCAAUUUUGUGUUUGGCACAGUUUGGCAGCUGUUUAGUGGCGUAAAAUGUGUUUCGCAGAUUUUUGUUUAUCUAAUUAAUUUACAAUGUCUACUACGAUUGCAAAAUACGCGAUUCAAUAAAACGAAUUCACGCGUAAGACAUAGACUCUUUUGUAAAAUGCUAAUCAAAUACGUUCAAAACAAAGCUUCGGAGAGAAAGUGUCUCGAAUAGUAAAUAACGGGUCGAUAGAAAUAUGUCUGUCCCUGAUUUAUCCGUGGGAUGUCGAUUUGCAGAUUAUUUUUCAAUAUGUGGUCUCGACUUUGAUUCAGGCUUGGAGCCUGAUCGUCUGUGUGGUGACAAUUUACAUGUGUCUCCUUUGGAUCGCGCCUAUAAAGGAAAGAUUUUAGCCCACUACCCAGAUAAUAUCCAGAGCAAUCCUUUUGAUGAGCAUGCAGUUUGUAUGCUAUGUCUCCCUGCUGGGUUACAAUUUAGAACACAAAAACAUUCUUUAGAUCCUAAAUUUCAUAGUUUUGUUGUAACCAGAGAAAAUGCCUCCAGAUACUAUGGAUUUAGUCUUAUAUUUUAUGAAGAAGUUAGGAAUCGAAAUAUUUGCAGUGCAAUGCAUACCUUACAGGCUAUGUAUAUCACUGAACUGUCAAGCGGACAGACUCCUCCAGGUCACAGAAAGGGAACUGGCAAAGAAAGCUCCAGAUCCCUUCCCAGAUCAUUCAAACUAACUCCGCACAGUGGAGCUGCACUCACAUAUUAUGAUAUAGCCAAAGAUAAACUCUAUGUAGCCAAAAGUAUAGCUCUUAUAUGCCAGUACCCGUAUGUAAGAGUUGCACAAUUGUUCUUAGAGAAUUUAUUUAGGUCAUUGCCUCGUCAACCUGGGCCAGGCCUGAGUCCAGAGUCUUAUGUUUACAAUUUACUUUAUGAAGUGCCAGUACCUCUAUCAGGGCAAGCAUUACGCCUCUAUGUACCGCCAUCGGAACCUCAUCUUGACCCCAUUCCUGUUGUGAUAAGAAUGCCAAACCCACCCGAAGAGUUACCACUGCUUGAUUAUCCUUUACGAGUAAUGUUUCAAACGCUCGGUGUUGAAUGUGUGGUGCAGCUCUUUACUUGUGUGUUGCUGGAACACCAAGUAUUGCUUAGAUCUUCUGACUACAACAAGCUGAUGCUGGUGGCGGAGUGCGCGGUGUCUCUGCUGCUCCCGUUCUCGUGGGCGCACGUGUACGUGCCGAUCCUGCCCGCGCCGCUGUACCAUUUCCUGGACGCGCCGGUGCCUUUUGUCAUGGGUCUACACGCCGAGAGCUCAGCGGCAGGCAUGGGCCAGCAUGGCCCCCGGAACGUAGCCUUGGGCUCGGAAGCAGCUCUGUGCUUGGUGGACAUAGACAAGCCAGACAUACAGCUCCCGGAAGAGCUGCCAAUAUUCCCGCACCGAACCCCCUUCGUGGAGGAACUCAACCAUGUCCUAGAUAAACAUCAGAUCCAAAGACCAGAAACGGAGCCAACGAAACUCGGCGUGCCCUUAAACGGAACAUCGUACAAGAGCAUGAACGAUAGCAUGAGCAGCAGUUGCACUUUGCCAUCAGGUGGGCUGCGUAGAAAGCACUCAUUCCACGACGUAUUGGAAUGGGAAGAGAGCCGGCCAUUGAACGCUUCGCCGCCCGCGUCGCCGACUAGGCGCGCGCCGCUAAGAAUGGACGCGCUGCAACGCAUUGUUGACAUCGUCAAACGGACUGGUGUAAACAUUGAUGACGUAGACGCGGAAACUGUGAUGCCCACAGUGAAAAAGAAAAUACUCAACGACGAAGAACAAUACAACGAAGAUAUCCGCUUCAAUGUUGCCAUCAGGGAAACAUUUUUAAACAGAUUUGUGCACAUGUUUCUCAUGUAUGAAAACUUUGUCAUCAUGCCCGAUCAGGACCGCGACUCCUGGCUAACGGCGCGCGAGUCUAUGGUAAACUUCGACAAGGCGUCGUUCCUGUCAGACCAACCCCAAAGGCAUCGGCCGUUCCUGUCUCGCUUCCUCGAGACACAGAUGUUCGCCACUCUCAUAGACAACAAGAUUAUGGCCAACUGGGGAGAGUAUGACGCCAACUUGCAGGUCUUCGAGCAUCGCAUAAAGGCGGUCAGACGUCGGCUAGGCGAAGGGGGGCUGGCGACGCGCGGUUACAGCGUGUGGGCGGGGACAGCCAGCGGCUUGGGGGGGCUGGGGGCUGAAUUAGAGGUGGGGGCUCCCGUGGAGCGUCUGCCCCACCGGGCGGCGUACUACCGCGCCUUCCCCGCGCGGCUUGACCCAGCUGCCCUGGCCCCGCCGCCAACAGCCGACCGCAGGACGAAUAGCUUGAAGCGGAUAAAGAACGCGAAAUGGCAAGUAAAAGACUGCCCACCGGAAUUGUUGCUCGGUGACAUCAGCAGAAAGCUGUCUACCGACGUCACUCCUGCAGCUAUCGCCCAGAACAACAGGACCUUUGUAGAAAAGCUUCUCAAAGAAUGCAAAAGUAAAACUAAACGCAUGCUCGUUGAGAAAAUGGGUACGGAGGAAAGUGAUCUAGGGUUGGGAAGCGAGGUUUCUAUAACAGGGGUUGAAGAGAGCACUAUGAUUGCGUCUCUCUGCGACUUAUUAGAGCGACUAUGGUCCCAUGGGCUGCAGCAUAAGAUGGGUAAAUCAGCGCUGUGGAUGCACCUCACAAAUUAUCAAGAGUUAGAGCAGUGCAGUAACUCCACUAAACCGAUAGACCCGAACUAUCUUACUCCAGAUCUAUCGUCCGUGGGUGCAGAGGUAGAAGCUCAACAAAGCACUAGUAGCGGGAGUAGGUCCCGGGACAGUUCCCGGGGUGGAUCCCGGGAUAGUUCCCGGGACCGGCUCAGCAACUCCGGGACUUUGGAGCGGAAGUCUUCGCAGCCACCCAACCCGAUGAGGCCGCUGCCUGAAAGUCUGACAUUUGACAUGAGGAACGUCCAAGCUAUGACCGACAUAAAGACUGAAAUCGGUUACGCUCGGGCGUGGGUGCGCCUAUCUUUAGAGAAGAAGCUUCUAUCGAAGCACCUUCGGGAACUCUUAGCUGACACCACGUUACUACGGUCCCAGUACAAACGGACCGCCUUCUUGCGCUGCGAGGAAGAAAGAGAGCAGUUCCUCUACCAUUUGCUGACGUUGAACGCUGUCGAUUACCACUGCUUCACCAAUACUUAUCCCACCACAAAACUUCCAUACCGAGUUCUCAUCGUACCAUCACGAAAGGCUAGUCAGACUACGGCGAACUGUUGGAUAUCGAUAUCAGGAACAAACAGAGAGUCGACCCCGAAGAUACCCAUUCCACGCAACACUAACGAAUUUGUCUUCCACCACAAAAACUUGGGUAUUCUAUCAACAUUGCGCAUCGGCCAUGAUAAUUCUGGGCUGUCUCCAAGAUGGUUGCUCGAUCAAGUCUUCGUAAGGAAUGAAGUUACGGGACAUACCUACACGUUCCCAUGCAACCGCUGGCUAGGUACUGGUGUGGACGACGGGUCUACUGAGCGCCUUUUACUAGCAGCAAGAGUGCGGGGUUCCCGCGCCCGCACCCCGCACCCGCCGCCCGCGCCCGCCUCGCACCCCGCCACGCCCACCACGCAUCUGUCUACGGCCACUAUACAGCACAUGAUCGGUGACUGUGUAAACGCUAUAGUGAAGUGGCACUAUCAGUCGAAGAGAGAGAAAGACGCAAACUCUCUCAGCGUCCUUCUCUGCGGCGAAAACGGAUUAGUGAAGUGUUUGGAGCAAGCAUUCCUUUGCGGAUUUAAAUCUGCGAGAUUGUUCGGGAAGAACCUCUUCAUUUGGGACUACUUUGCGAGGGUGAAAGAUGAGUUCAAAAUGAGUUUGUGCGACGAACAAAGCUCGCAAAGUAACAAGAGUUGCGGAGUAGCCUACAACUGCAGGCAAGACCAGGAGCACCGGUCCAUUUGGAGAUGCUACUGCCAUCUGAUGGAUGAAAUAAACACUGUAGGACGGACCCUGGGCAAGGACGGGAAAUUCCAACUCUUCAUUUGCCUCAGCCUUCGUGAACACUGGCUGCACAGAAUGCUGGUUCCAAUGUCGAUGACGCGGGUAACCACCGAGAUGUACGAAGAACAGAGUUUCCUUCGCAAACGCGGACUUCUCACAUUCCUCAGGCAGAUCCUCGAGCCUUUGGACGAAUUCGAUAUCGUGCUAGAAAACUCACUCACUCAAGGCAUUUAAACAUUCAGUAAAUGUGGUUAGAUAUGCCAAAUGUAGGUAAGUUUUAACACCCAUGUCAUAACAUCAAUACAGACGCGGGUAUUUUUGAAGCAGUUCUUACACUAUUUAUAAACGUCGAGUAACAAGUUCUCAUGUAUAAUAUGUUCAAAACUAAAUGCUUUUCUUUAUAAGACAAUGCAAUAAUUGAUCAUAUCAUUUUAUUAAACUUAUUUACUUCUAAAGUUACAACAACUUUAAAAACAUUGUCAUGACAGACAAAUGAUCCUGGAAAGGCAACAAUAUCUGAUUAUUUUGUGUUACUCGACAUAAUAUGAAAUUACUUAUUUAAUAUACUUACUUAGUGAAAUUUAUAUUUGCCAUUUUGAAUCUCGACUGACUGCAAAUUAUAAUACUGUCAACUUUUGAUUAGGAGUCCAUUCUGAGAUAAAUGCGUGGUUCAAACUGCGUCAUUUGUCUAUGCAUUUCAUUAAUUAAAAUUGGUCUCGUUAGAACGAACCUAUAAUACUCGUAUGUGUACAGAAAUCAUGGAAUAACUGAUUCCUUGCCCUUUUAAAUAUAAUAGCUGUAGACAAAGAAAUUUUAUUUAGAAUAUGACAUAGCAUAAAUCAAUGGUUAAACCAAUUUAGGUCUUAUUCUUAGAUUUACGCGAACCUGAUUGAAAUGAAUCAUAAUUUACGAAAUGUCAACAGAUAACACAUUUAUUUACCACAAGAUCCCUUUAUAACGAAUAAUACAGUAAACUAAAAACUAAGGCAGAAUAAGACAAGACAAAUAGUGUAAACGUAGUUUGUUUCAUUUCAAUCACUUGGUCAUGUUACAUGAAGUUUUCUCUGUAGUUUCCAUCCUGCAUAAUAAAAAAAAGUUCUUAGUUUUAAGAUAAAAAUGUGUAAUACUCAAAGAUACACUCAUUUGAUAGAUAUUAUUAGUUUUGGAAAAGGAAUAACAUUAAUGGAAGUGAAUAAUUGGACAAUGGAAAUUUCAAAUCUUAUUGGAGUGGGGUGUUGAGGGAUGAGGUACGAGGUCUGUACGGGGGACGGAGUAGAGCACAGAUAAUAAUGCAUAAAAAACUGGUCAUUUGUUGAAAUUUUCAUUGGCGAAUCAUACAGAAUGAUAUACAAACACAAAAGUGUUAAUUUUAUUGCUUCAAUAGAGCGAUAUCGAAAUGUUACUUGUGUCGAAUGUGCAUACUUUAUAUUCUUACCGUUACCAUUCGUAAUGAGAUGCAUAUAUUUUUACGUUUGUCGGUUGAAGGAAAUGUUGCUGCAUUUUUAAAAUAGAAUCAACGCUUUAUUUGUGCACGAUAUGCAAAAACAUCUGUAUUGCGUAAAUGCUAUCAGCGUAGGUAUCAAUGAGGUGUUGUUUAGUUAUUUUUGUUGAAUUAAUUGUGAUUACGUCAUUUGUUUCAGAGCAUGCUUAAUUAAGCAUGCUAUAGCGUGUGCUUGUGAAUGUAUGUUUCCAUUCGUACUUUAGGCUAUUUGUGCUAGUACUACCAAACUUAUGAAAUUGAUAUUAUUUAUCAGGGUCUGAUUUUUGUGUACCUAGCUUUUUUAUUUUUAAGUUUUAAAUGUGAUUGUUGUUUUUAUUUUCUUGCCAGUUAAACCCAAAGAUUAUUUAUGGUGGUGCAUGUGGCAUAAUGUUAACUUAUUUUUUAUGAUGAAUGCAUGGUGGUGCAUGUUAUUUUAUAUAAUAUUAUGAACAUUUUCACUGUAUACUUAAUCUUUAUUGUAAUAUAGGUAAAUGUGCAGCAUUUAUAACACUGUCAAUUCGAGCCCCACAACAUGACAUGUAAAAAAGUCUUCGAAUAGUUUUAAUUAAUAUGAUCGAACAUCGAUUAAUUACUUAAAAGUGAUAUUUAUAUUUUCCAGUAGAAACGCACUCCAGUGAUUGUUUAUUAGGUUUCGAUGUCAAUCAUCUACUUAAUGCACAUUUUCACAAUAGUUAUGUAAGCAUACAAUAUCUUUCGUGAAACUUACAAUGUUUAGCAUUUAGUUAAAUAUUUUAGCAUAGUCAAUUGAUUUUAAAUAUUCAAUGUCCAGUAUAGAGUUCACAUUAAAGUUACUCUAAAAUUAACAAACUUAUAAAAAAAGCUUUUUUGUAGCACGUCUGUCUGUAUCUCAAUUAUCAUUGAUUUUGCACUUUGAUUGUAAUAAUUGUCUUAAAAUUGUUAGAAUCUUUCUUACAUUGAUGGUUGUUUAGAAUUUUAGCCGUCCUAUUUCAUUGUUGUAUGUAUGCCAAAUGGAAAUAAAUAGCUAGCUACAACUUCAAGUUCUGUAUGUGACACAAGUUAAAAGAUUGCCGUUUGAUGGCUGCACUAUCGAUAGAUCUGUCUCAAGCGCAGGCUACACUACGAACUAUAAAACUGAAUAUAGUCGGGGGAACGGGGAAGCAUGGGAUUACGACCGGGAUACACCGAACGUUGCUGCAUAGACUGGUUGCAAUUGUGCUUACGUAAGUUUAUUAUAGAGUGGGCCCAGAAUUUUUGCAAAUACUAACGUCCAACACUCGUUUUCUUGAAAACAGUUUGAGGAAGGGGCGCGUGGGUGGCGAGAAACAAUAAAAUGUACCGGCCAAGUACGUACAGUACGAAUCCCUAAAACUACUUUGGGACAUAGUGUGGCCUGCGCUUUUGUAUGCUUAUUUUUAUACCGAUCGUCCAAAGUGAAAAGUUCUUGUGCCAAAAACAUGCUGUCUCAUAUUAUAAGUAUGAAAUUAGCAUAGAAGGAAAACAACCGUGCGGUUCUAAUUUCCACCGUAUAAAAUCUCAUGUUAUCAUGGAAUCAUUUAUGAUUAUAAUGAAUUAUUUUCGGUUUAAUAAGAACGACGCAUAUUAUUUCUGAAACCCCAAGCUGUUGGUCUCCGCGUCCAUUAGCUGAAUUAAACAAAAGAUGCGUGCAAUACAAGAAACAUUUAUAAUAUCAAAUUAGUCGUAGAAAGUAGAAACACUGUUCGUAAAGACAGCUGACGAAAAAUGUGUUUUAUUAACACGGUCCAGAUCUUAAUUUGUCACACUGGAUGCGUUCUGGGGUCCGGUCGUCUUGCCGAUUGCCCUGAUCAACAAAGUUGUUCAUAUACAUAAUGUGGGCUGUGUUUACUUUGGCUUAUUGACCUGACCGCAUACGCCGAACGCAUUCAGUAGGGUAAAACCUUCAAGUUGCGUACUUGUAUGCUCUUUUCACGACGCAUAAGUUACUUGUAAAGGUUGACGGUAGUAAAUGUAAUAUGCUUCAUUCAUUUGUAAUGCAUAAGGUUACAGUUCAGACAAUAGAAUAUGCAAAAAAAGGAUUAGAUAUGAAAACGUACCGUGUUAAAUAUCGGUAUUGUAACUUCCUUUAUUCUUUCAGAGAUAAUAAAUCAUUUUAAUUUUAA